GCCUGGGAGCCGUUACGCAUUUGACGUUUCUUGAUUCCCGGAAGUAAAAACCUGUGAUGUGUUUGUGGACAGAACGUUAUAACUCUGUUAUAUUUUAAGCGUUUUAUCACUUGGAGAGAUUUUUAAGCUUAUAAAAGAAGCGGGAAUUGUGGCAUAACUCUGAAAAAUGGAGGACGACGCUCCUGUGAUUUAUGGUCUCGAGUUUCAGGCUCGAGCACUGACAGCUCAGACAGCUGAAACUGAUGCUAUUCGGUUCCUUGUGGGCACACAGUCACUGAAAUUUGACAACCAGAUCCACAUCAUUGACUUUGAUGAUGAGAAUAACAUCAUUAAUAAGAAUGUCCUUCUGCACCAAGCUGGGGAGAUAUGGCACAUUGGCGCCAGUCCUGCAGAUAAGGCUGUGCUCACCACCUGCUAUAACAAAACCAGCGACAGCAGGGUGGUGUCCUGUGCGGCGGUAUGGCGGAUGCCCUCUGAUUGGGACACAGGAAGCCAUGAGUCACCUGACGACUCCGCUCACAACCCCCAGACCCUGGAGCUGCUCUGUCACCUUGACGACAGCGCACACAGCAAUGCUUCCUGCGUGCUGUGGGAGCCCAUGGGGGACGGCAAGCGUGUGAUUUCAUUGGCUGAUAACCAUGCACUACUCUGGGACCUGCAGGAGGGCUCCACACAGGCCACAGUCUCCAGCAUGGCCACCCUGGAGGGCAAAGGUCAGCUGAAGUUCACCUCGGGGAAGUGGAGCCCGCAUCACAACUGCAGCCAGCUCGCCACCGCCAACGACACGGCCAUACGGGGAUGGGACCUUCGCACCAUGAGUCAGAUCUACAGCAUCGAGAACGCCCAUGGCCAGCUGGUGCGUGACCUGGACUUCAACCCCAACCGGCAGUACUACCUGGCCAGCUGCGGAGACGACUGCAAGGUCAAGUUCUGGGACGUCCGCAACGUCCAGGAGCCGGUCAAGACCCUGGAGGAGCACUCGCAUUGGGUGUGGAGCGUGCGCUACAACCACAGCCAUGACCAGCUGGUGUUGACGGCCAGCAGUGACAGCCGCCUCAUCCUCUCCAAUAUGGUGUCCAUCUCCUCAGAGCCGUUCGGACACUUGGUGGAUGAUGAAGAGCUGAGCGAGGGGGAGGACAACCACCAGGAGGAAAAGGGUAAGGAGCCUCUGAAGGACAGCGUGGUGUCGACCUACGAGGAACACGAGGACAGUGUGUACGCAGCGGAGUGGUCGUCGGCCGACCCCUGGCUCUUCGCCUCACUCAGCUACGACGGACGCCUCGUCAUCAACAGAGUCCCACGUGCCCUCAAAUACCGCAUCCUGCUCUGAGGGAGUGUACAGGUGAUCUGAAUGUGUGUGUGUGUGUGAGAGAGUGUGUGCGUGUGUGGAUUGUAAGAGUGUGGUAACAUAUUUUUACGCAUCCUUUGCAACAAAAAAAGGCUGCUAACAGACAUUCCUUUGCGUCACAGUGUGUUCUGUGCAAACUGCAUGUGAAGGCAGCAUUGAUAAAGACUGUGUGUCAUGUACAUACACUGAAGUUUAUAAAUACACAUAUGUGCCACUGACAUCUGUAAACCAUAAACAUGCUGGAUAUCUCAUUAAACAACUAAUACUCCUGAA
Notolabrus celidotus (New Zealand spotty) is the source of this 1621-nucleotide messenger RNA. RefSeq names its product EARP complex and GARP complex interacting protein 1 (gene eipr1). The record is from RefSeq and is a predicted model, not a curated record. Gene Ontology annotation, molecular function: protein binding. Bases 167 to 1330 code for a protein of 387 amino acids. Gene Ontology annotation, biological process: protein ubiquitination. The transcript is spliced from 9 exons. Lineage: Eukaryota; Metazoa; Chordata; Actinopteri; Labriformes; Labridae.